GGCUAGAACAACUCUCGUCGUCGCCGGCGCGCUGCCAAAAUGGGUAGAAACCUUAGAUUUCUCUCCAGAUUCGUUUCUAUCGAUCGGGAAAAAUCCAAAUAUGCUUCUAUUCCUCACGCUAGCUCACUCCCAUGGCGUUUUCUCUUCGUGCCCGCAGGUAUCUCUCGGGACUCCAUGCACAAGAGGCGCGCCACCGGAGGGAAGAAGAAGGCCUGGAGGAAGAAGAGAAAACAAGCCCCCUCUUUCUUCCCUCUAUUUCCUUUUUCGUCCGAAACCCUAUUUCCGACUCCGUCGAUUUAUCGGCCUUAGACAUCCAAUCGUAGAACCCUCGCGUGUUAUAUGUUGAUUGCUUUGUCUGAACUACAAAUCUGUUUGAAAGAAAAUGGAAAACGAUUUAUUUUUUUUUCUUUUCUGAUUUUUGUGCGUUUUCUAUGAGAUGUUUAAAGUUUCUUUCUUUCUUUUUAAUGUAGAAUAGGUUCUAGUCGAAGCACUGUAUGUUAUCUUCUUCGAUUCAUCAGUUAUUGUGGUAAAAGUUUCCACUUUGAUUCGUUGGUGAUGAUUUUUUUUGGGUUUUUCUCCUCCUUUUUGCUGAAAAGGUAUGAGUUGGGCCGGCGGCCGGCAAACACGAAGUUGUCGAGCAACAAGACAGUGAGGAGGGUUCGGGUGAGGGGAGGCAACGUGAAGUGGAGGGCCCUCCGAUUGGACACUGGGAACUACUCGUGGGGAAGCGAGGCCGUGACUCGCAAGACCCGUGUCCUUGAUGUGGUGUACAAUGCCUCCAACAAUGAGCUCGUUAGGACGCAGACUCUUGUGAAGAGCGCUAUCGUGCAGGUUGAUGCUGCUCCCUUCAAGCAGUGGUACCUCCAGCAUUAUGGUGUCGAGAUUGGAAGGAAGAAGAAGACCCUUGCUGCCAAGAAGGAAGCAACUGAGGGGCAAGAGGGGGAUGGUGCUGCAGAGGAAGUGAAGAAGAGCAACCAUGUUCUUAGGAAGCUGGAGAAGCGUCAACAAGGUCGCCAACUAGAUCCCCACAUUGAGGAGCAAUUUGGUAGUGGGAGGCUGUUAGCUUGUAUCUCUUCUCGCCCUGGUCAAUGCGGCAGAGCUGAUGGAUGCAUAUUAGAAGGUAAGGAGCUUGAGUUUUACAUGAAGAAGAUCCAGAAGAAAUUUAACCAUAUCAGAGGUAAUGAUACUUAUUUAGUAUAUUUCUGAACUCUAGAUAUCAGAUACGUAGACUCAUGUUGGAGUCUAUACCAUGCUUUUGCCGAGGAGAAGCUUAUUCUAGGUUGUAUUUCACUAGAAUAAUAUUAAACGUGACUGACAUAACCUUGUGAAUAGCCGGUUAUGAGCGUAUUGUGUGACCGAACCUUUGGAUGGCACUUAAUAAGCUAUGUUGUUCAUGAGCUAUUUAAGCUGAAUGUGAAUCCUUGGGGUCGAGAUCUAUCAUGCCGUGCUUAAAAAAUAUUUCGCUUGCGAAGGGCGAGCUAUGUGUAGGCCCAAGUCUACCUACGUGACUUG
Molecule: messenger RNA, 1512 nt
Organism: Elaeis guineensis (African oil palm)
Lineage: Eukaryota; Viridiplantae; Streptophyta; Magnoliopsida; Arecales; Arecaceae
Source: RefSeq, a predicted model, not a curated record